Molecule: messenger RNA, 1092 nt
Organism: Zychaea mexicana
Lineage: Eukaryota; Fungi; Mucoromycota; Mucoromycetes; Mucorales; Lichtheimiaceae
Exons: 3
Coding region: 190-954 (254 amino acids)
Source: RefSeq, a predicted model, not a curated record
AAAGAUGUUUAUAAAUUCUGUAGAAACCCAUAAUUACCUUGCUCCGGGCAAUGAACUGGGUAAGCUGUUGUCAUUCUUAUCCUGCUACCCCCCGUGACUAAUCUAGUUCUGCUGUAAUUCGUUGGUGUAUAUAAUGCUGAGCACGUAAUCGGCUCUGUGGUCCAAUGCAUCCGAACGCAACAGUAUCCAAUGCGUUAUACCUUUACAUUUCUCGCUGGAUCAUUAUGUCUUAUCAACAAAUCGUUAUUUUUAACGCUUGUUAACGGAACAAUCAACCUUUUUAAAGGAGCCUAUGCGUACCAAUGCACUUAUUACCUCUAUAUUCCCUUCCUUUACUGUGUUUUUUUCGAUGUUUGUCGAACAGCGAUCAUCAGCUCCGCCAGCCUUCAACAACAGCCGCAAAACGCCAAUUCCGCAACAACGACAACUGAUGACAAGAUCAACACGGUUCCUACUUCUGGUCGCCGAUUCCAUCUUCGCAAGCUUCUCCCUACGUACUUUGCUUAUUUCUUUACGAUUAUCUACGUGAUUAUUACCGCUGUGUGGGGUGGGAUGUGGGCACACGACCUGAAUACAUUCGCGGCGCUCGAAAAUCUCGAAUAUUUCUUAUUGUUCGGCAUUUGGGCCUAUGUGUUGUGCGCCAUCAUACAGCUUUGGGUUGGAUAUCGACAACUACAACCCAUGAUCCGGUCACUAUCGGUUUAUCUCGUUGGAGUUCUGGUUCCCACCAUUGUCCUCACCGUUAUAGCAUUAGUCAGAGGUUUCACUCCCCAACCAUCCGCUUUAGCAGCCGACAUUGCCCAACUGUGCUUGGUAGAAAUCCUCGGUGGCCUUAAUCUUUUGUAUGCUUGUUUGUGGUGCUCGACUCGGUACUGGACCUUUGGAUCAAGACAUGACAACACGCUUAUUCGGCAGCAGCAGCAGCCGAUGGCUCAUCACUACAACAACGCCUGAUCACAGCAAUGAGUAGAUACAAGUUGUAUUCUACAUGAACUGUAUUUACACAUCAAAGAUGGUUUCAUACAAAACAGUAUAUGUAUUUAUAUCUUUGUAAAUUAUAAUUUAAUAAACUUCGACACAGUGACAACCAAG